CUCCCAGUAGGAAGUUUUUCUGACAAUACGCAAUUGCCCGUGAUUGCCAUGGCUUCCCGCCGAAGCUCCAUGGCCAGCAGGAGGCAGGAGCAGGAAGACGGCUGGGGCAGACAACUUAGUCAAUCUCCACAGGCUAUCCAUGGUGGCCAGAACAGACAGGAGCAGUUUCCCCAUGAGCUCAUGCGCAAACUCUUCAAAGAAAAUAAGGUGGAGAUUGCAAGUGCAAUAACAAAUCUAUUUCCUUUCCUUAUGGGCCUCCGAGAUCGCGCCUUCAUCUCUGAGCAGGCGUUUGAGCGUUAUGAAGAAAUGUAUAGAAACCUGGUACCAGUGGAAAGAGUGAUGUACGGUGUUGUCAGUGAACUGGAAACGAAGUUUGACCAUCUGGUCCUGGAAGCGGUGUUCAGCGAGGUUAACCUGGAGAACUAUCGUGGUUUAAAUAAGAUUCACAGCAUUUUCAAAGAUGCGCAUCGUAACAACGUGUCUCACCAAAUAAAUGAUGGAGAAGACAUACAGGAGAGAUCCAACAUCCGACCAAGCUGUAGACAAGGGACCUGUGCCCACAGAGCUCCCCAGAUGACUGAUGAAGUGGAACAAAUGGAGAUGUCCAGAAGACUACCAUCUGAGGGAGAAGAGAGAAGCAAUGAAUGUUUGGAAGUGUGUGAUGAAGAAGAAGCACAGGAAGUUGGGCUCUCACCCCAAAGACCUCAAGCAAAGAGAAGCGAUGAAUGUUUGGAAGUGUGUGAUGAAGGAGAAGCACAGGAAGUUGGGCUCUCACCCCAAAGAGCUGGGGCAGAAAGUGUUCCAGGAGCCGAAGAAGAAAGGACUGAAAGUAGCCAAGCACCUGUUACUGUGGAUACUGGAAACAAGUCUACUUUGGGAAAACAUACAAGGAAAAGAAGUAAGAGUGAAAAAUAAUUUACUUGAU
Molecule: messenger RNA, 925 nt
Organism: Choloepus didactylus (southern two-toed sloth)
Lineage: Eukaryota; Metazoa; Chordata; Mammalia; Pilosa; Megalonychidae
Product: nuclear body protein SP140-like
Exons: 2
Coding region: 49-915 (288 amino acids)
Biological process (GO): regulation of transcription by RNA polymerase II
Cellular component (GO): nucleus
Molecular function (GO): DNA-binding transcription factor activity, RNA polymerase II-specific
Source: RefSeq, a predicted model, not a curated record